Molecule: messenger RNA, 2110 nt
Organism: Indicator indicator
Lineage: Eukaryota; Metazoa; Chordata; Aves; Piciformes; Indicatoridae
Gene: CNOT6L
Product: CCR4-NOT transcription complex subunit 6 like
Exons: 12
Coding region: 118-1767 (549 amino acids)
Biological process (GO): nuclear-transcribed mRNA poly(A) tail shortening
Cellular component (GO): CCR4-NOT complex; nucleus; cytoplasm
Molecular function (GO): protein binding; poly(A)-specific ribonuclease activity
Source: RefSeq, a predicted model, not a curated record
CUUGCAAGGGACAGCUCGGGGUGGCUUUACUUUUGUGUGGCCCUCCUCUUCCCAUCCACGGUCUGGAGGAGCUUGCUCACCUUUGCAGUGGGAAUUCUCUGGUGGAAACUAACAGGGAUGCCAAAGGAAAAAUAUGAUCCUCCAGAUCCUCGCAGAAUUUACACCAUCAUGUCAGCAGAAGAGGUAGCCAAUGGGAAGAAGUCACACUGGGCUGAAUUGGAGAUCUCAGGCAGGGUGCGGAGCUUGAGCACGUCGCUGUGGUCGCUGACGCACCUGACCGCCCUGCACCUCAACGACAACAACCUCACACGCAUUCCACCUGACAUUGCCAGGCUCCAGAACCUGCUUUACCUGGAUCUCUCCUCCAACAAACUCAGAAGUUUACCAGCAGAACUAGGAAACAUGGUGUCUCUCAGGGAAUUGCUUUUAAAUAACAAUCUGCUACGGGUUCUGCCUUACGAACUGGGACGGCUCUUCCAGCUCCAAACCCUGGGGCUGAAAGGCAAUCCUUUAUCACAAGAUAUUCUCAGCCUCUACCAGGACCCAGACGGAACUCGCAAGCUACUGAACUACAUGCUUGACAAUCUAGCAGUUCAUCCAGAGCAGCUGCCUCCAAGGCCAUGGAUCACUUUAAAAGAACGAGACCAAAUUCUGCCCUCAGCUUCAUUCACAGUUAUGUGUUACAAUGUCCUGUGUGACAAAUACGCCACCCGGCAGCUCUACGGCUACUGCCCCUCCUGGGCACUCAACUGGGAGUACAGGAAAAAGGGGAUCAUGGAAGAAAUUGUCAACUGUGAUGCAGAUAUCAUUAGUCUUCAGGAAGUGGAAACAGAGCAAUACUUCACCCUUUUUCUGCCAGCCCUGAAGGAGCGAGGCUACGACGGGUUCUUCUCUCCCAAGUCUCGUGCCAAAAUCAUGUCUGAGCAGGAGAAGAAGCAUGUGGAUGGCUGUGCAAUAUUCUUCAAAACUGAGAAAUUCACACUGGUGCAGAAGCACACUGUGGAGUUCAACCAGGUGGCCAUGGCUAACUCAGAAGGUUCUGAGGCCAUGCUGAACAGAGUGAUGACGAAGGACAACAUCGGAGUCGCCGUGGUGUUAGAGGUGCACAAGGAAUUGUUUGGAGCAAGUAUGAAAUCACUUCACGUGGACAAGCAGCUGCUCAUCGUGGCCAACGCCCACAUGCACUGGGACCCUGAGUACUCAGAUGUCAAACUCAUCCAGACCAUGAUGUUUGUCUCAGAGCUGAAGAACAUCCUUGAGAAAGCCUCCAGCAGGCCCAGCAGCCCAACAGCAGAUCCUAACUCUAUCCCUCUGGUGCUGUGUGCAGAUCUCAACUCAUUGCCUGAUUCAGGUGUGGUGGAAUACUUAAGCAACGGCAUCGUGGCAGACAACCACAAGGACUUCAAGGAGCUGCGGUACAACGAGUGUCUGAUGAACUUCAGCGGCAGCGGCAAGAACGGAGCCUCGGAGGGCAGGAUCACCCACGGCUUCCAGCUGAAGAGCGCCUACGAGAACAACCUGAUGCCUUACACCAAUUACACUUUUGAUUUCAAAGGUGUGAUUGACUACAUUUUCUAUUCCAACACUCACAUGAACGUGCUUGGUGUCCUGGGGCCUUUGGACCCUCAGUGGCUGGUUGACAACAACAUCACUGGGUGUCCACACCCUCACAUCCCUUCAGACCACUUCUCACUGUUAACACAACUAGAACUCCAUCCUCCUCUGCUGCCUCUUGUCAACGGCGUGCACUUGCCCAACCGGAGGUAGUGGAGCCCUGCCCCUGGGAGGGCAUGGACCUGUGCUUAUGGACCUGUACAGUUGUAAAUCAAAGUCUCUAGGAGUGAAGUAUGGCCAACCUUCAGCUGCUUCUUCAAGCUCCUUUUCCUUAUGUGUUUGAUAGGAGAUUUUUGCACAUUUUUGGUGCACAUUGGUAUCAUUUGGCACUAGGGCUGGAACCAAAGCAUUCUUAAUCCCUUUCCAGGUUUUUAAUUUAAUUGUGGUUUGUUGUUUUGGUUUUCUUUGUUUUGUUUUGUUUUUUUAACUGGCAAGCUUUGUCUUUUUAAGUAGGAACCUGCACUUAGAAAUGGACAAAUGAGAUCCAAAACUUAAC